UAAGGUUUGUGAAAAGUAAAACACAACCUAACCCCAAAAGGUAAUGGAGUGUAAGUAGUGAAAACGUACGGGUGCAAACAACAGAAUAAGAACAGGCUCAAAACACAAAAUCAAAACAGAGGAUGGGGUUCAACAAAUAAGGGUGCUGCAGUAAGUAAAAUAAUAGAGCUUAUAAAACUCAGGGGGUCUGGGGAUGAAAGGAGGGGUGUGUGCGAAGCAAGGGUCAGCCCAACCCAUUUCUUCAAAAACCUUGAGGGUUUCUACUUUUUCCUUAACGCGCAGAAAAAAUUGCCUCCUGAACCCGCAGCCGCUGCACCUCCGGUGACCGCCCAACGUCGCUGCUUUCACCUCCGGUUCAUACUGGAUCCGUCGCCGGCGCGAACUAGUGGCGUGCGACUUCUCCUCUCAUUCUUCUUCUCUCACGCGAGCUCCUCCGCACUCCCAAGACCAGAGCUCGUCUCCACCGCAUCUCCGACGGUCAGACACACCGCGCCAUUCGGAGUUGACGCCACCGCCGGAGCUUCACCGGGACGUUUUUCUUGUUCAAGCUUUGCUCUCUAUUUUCAGUUACUCUAUGAUUCCUCUUCGUGAUUCUCUGUUUGGUGAUAAAACGAGUUGUGUUUAGGAGAAUGAAACGAGUUGUUCAAUGGAGAAGAGUGGGUCUUUGGAGUUUAGGUCUUUGAUAGAUUGGUGUCCUGUUUACUUCUUUUAAAUCCUUUUAAUCUCGUAAAAGGAUAACAAAUAAUGUCUUAUCAUAGCAUUGUUUAACUGGGAAAUGAUCUUAAAUUAUCAUUGGUUUGUAGGUUUGAGUGAUUAGUUCUUAUGUUCUUCCGUGAUCAAUCCAAUUUAGCCAUAUUUAUAUUAAUCAAUCCAAGACCAGUCCACAUAUAGCAAGAAAAGAAAUGAUUUCACCAAUUCUUUGUCGUGUUGUCCCUCUGAAACCCACCUUGCUCAGGUUGUUAUCCCCAUUUUCCACAACCCCUCAUAGUGACGCCGCCAUCCUGGCGCGUCUGAAACACAAAGACUGGCUCACUCCGAAAGAAGCCACCACACUCUUAACCUCCCUCACAGACCCUUCCUCCACCCUCUCCUUCUUUAACCUCUACACCUGCCGCAAGGACUUUGACCCCACCGAACCCUUUUGCACCACCCUUGUUGCCAAGCUUGCCCAGGCCCAACACCUCAACCCUCUCCUCACCCUCCACCAUGCCCUCACCCUCCCUCGCCCCCAAAGACGUCAAUUUUCUGAUAACUUCUUUUUCACCCUUAUCAAAGCCUAUGCUCACUCCUUUCAGCGUGUGGACGACGCACUUCGCACCCUCCACGAAAUGCCCUGCCCCCCCUCCACACGCACAUUCAACUUUGUCCUCAACCUUCUGGUUAACACUCGUCUCUACUGUGCGGCACACAACCUCUUCCUCCAUGCACCAAAGCUCGGUGUGACACUUGAUGCUUGCUCGUUGAACAUCCUCAUCAAGGGGCUUUGUGCCCAGGGGGAGUUAAAUGCAGCGUAUCAGUUGCUGGAGGAGUUUCCUGGGCUGGGAUGUGAGGCGAAUGCACGGACCUAUGCGACACUGAUGAAGGGGUUGUCUGAAAGAGGGAGGAUGGAGGAGGCUUUUGGGUUGUUGGAGAGGAUGGAGGGUGGAAGUGUAGAUGCUGAUGUGGCGGUUUUCAAUAUUUUGAUUGGGGGGUUGAGGAAGGGAGGGAGGGUGGAUGAGGGGUGGAGGGUGUUGGAGGGGAUGAUGGGGAAGGGUGUGGCCCCUAAUGGCGGGUCUUAUAAUGAGGUUUUGUGUGGGUUGGUUGAGGGUGGGAGGUUUGACGAGGCUAAGAAGGUUGUGGAGAGGAUGGGGGUAGAAGGUUUUGUGCCUAGUUUUGAGUCUUAUAAGGGUUUGGUUAAGGGAUUUUGUGAGAGUGGGGUGGUUGGGGAGGUUGAGUGGGUUGUUAGGGAUAUGGUGGGGAAGGGGUUUGUGCCCAAGAUGGGGAUGUGGGGUAAGAUUGUGCGGUGUGUUGUUGAAAGGGAAGGGAGUUCUGGGUGUCUGUCUGUUGCUAUUGAUAGUGUUUUGGAGGAUGACAAAUGACAACCACCCCCAUGAGUCCAUGAUGUGAUGUGAUACAAUUAGUCCUAGGAUGUGUUUGUUUUCAGUCAGCUCACAUGCUGAGGUCACAUUGUGUAUAGUUCAGCCUAGAAUCUAAAUAUUCAGGUGAUUACCAGAAAUCCAGGUUUCAGUUCUAAUGCUCACAUUGUUUUGGAAAUUGUGUACCAUGUGAGUAUCUGCUUAGCUACAGUUGAGCUCGUACCCGACAGAUUUUGGACUUUGGUGAGGAGAUGUAUGAAUGAAAUGACCUUUUCCAAAAGGUAUGGUGCAUUUAAUUGUUUUGGUCACAUAAUGGGUCAGUUAAUGUGUCUGAUAAAGGUUUGAUUAUUCUGCAGUCAAAAGUGAUGCUGGUGCAAUUGUGGCUGUAUGGAGCCCUGUCAUAAUUUUGUGAGAAUGAUUGCUUCAACAUGUUCCCUUUUUUUCUUUUAACUUCGAAUCCUCAUUUUAUAUAUACUUAUAUUGAAGUUUAGGGGGAAAAUAUUCUACUGAUUGAAGUAAAAGGAAUAACGAUGAAGAUGAAAAAUCUAUGUUAACAGAUCCUGAUAAAAUAAUUGCCCGCUUAACUGCUGAAGGUGGUUAUUUGGUACUGGAUAUGAUGUUUCCCUUACUCAUCUGAGAUCUUUUUUCAACCUAUCUUUGAGUAUAUUCAUUUUUUUUGUAAAAAAUGUCAAAUUUUUGUAUGGAUUGUUGUUUUGUUUUGAUUUGGUGGUAAUUAAAGUGAAAGUAUUAUUAUACUGUUAUAUUAUAUUAUUAUAUUAUAUGUUACGAUAUUGAUUGGGGCAGUUGUUGAAAGUGAUGAAUAUAGCAGGUACUUCUGAUGACACAAAUAAUGUGGUUUGCUCUCUUGGUGUAGCCAGCAAGGUUGUGCCGAGCAUUGCACUGUGAAUGUGUCUGCGUGAAUUACAUUUACAUCUGCAACUGAUUUG
Molecule: messenger RNA, 3022 nt
Organism: Vigna umbellata (rice bean)
Lineage: Eukaryota; Viridiplantae; Streptophyta; Magnoliopsida; Fabales; Fabaceae
Source: RefSeq, a predicted model, not a curated record